AUGCAGAGCUAUUCAUUUGCAGCACCAGUCGGUGCUCCCAGAGAAGGGCAGAAAAAUUAUGUUUUUGUCGAUGAACAUAACCGGCACAAACGACUUAAAGUGAUGCGAGCCUGCAAUGGCUGCAGGAAGCGGAAAAUUAAGUGUGAUGCUGCGACAACCAAUACGUGGCCCUGCUCAGCUUGUACUCGCCUAAAACUUGUAUGCGUUCCUCCUACAAUUGGACAAGAGAAUGAAUAUUCCUCUGGACAAAGUAUCGAGCCAAGCUCUGCAGGUUCUUUACCGGCAUCUAAUGCGCCAGAGCCUUCGGUUUCCUCCUACGCGAUUUCGCAGGCCUUCAGAGAGGACGGUCAACCUACCGUAGGGCAUAUGACUUCUUAUCAUGAUGAACUCGGUGUCUAUACACAAUUUGCUCAGCCGGCUUCAAGUCAGUCCGGUGCUUACGACCUACGGUCAUCGCAUGUUCCUGUACCGCAUCAUGCUUUUCAGCAGUCGCAGGGGUUCACGGGUGACCAUACGCAGACUCUAGGCGCUGCGGAGAGGGAUGUUUUCAACGAACAUGACCCCUCAACAGCAGAGAAUCUGAGUGAAGUUCUUGGCGAGCUUAGGAUAGACGAGACGGGCAUCGCGCCAUAUAUAAGGCAGCAAAGAAAAGAGAGGGCCGAACCAGAAAUCCCAACCCAGGAUGACGCGGAUGAAAAGCUCCCUCCUUUAAGCACUGGUGCCGGUUCCACCAUACGUAUUCCACCUGAGCUUAUGCCGUCGGAUGAUGAGGUCAUGAAGUACUUCAAGAUUUACUUUGAUGAUAUACACCCCUACGUUCCGGUCGUGCAUAGGUCUCAUCUCUACUUCCAAUGGCAACAUGAACGGAGCUCUAUCUCUCCGCUAUUACUUGAAGCAAUGUUUGCAUGCGCUGGAAGGUUGUCUGACGAUCCUGCUCAGGGAGCUCAGUGGCUAGCAUUAGCAAAUAGACAUGAAUCCAGCUUCAUGGAUGAGCCACGUCUGAGCACGAUUCAGGCCUUACUCUUGCUUCUCAAGGCUCGGGAAUCUAGGCCAAAAAAGGGCUAUUACUACCGUUCUUGGCAAACAGUCAAGACCAUAGUCUCCAUGGCCAAAGACCUGGAUAUACAUGAGCACAAAAAUAUUCAUGCAGAGGAACGAUCCUGUGAUUUAAAUCCUGUUGAGUGCUUGGUGCAAACAAGGGUAUGGCAAGCUCUACUAGUUGUAGAGGUGAUGAUAGGCGCUCCUCAGGGUCGCUCGGACUAUGGUGUUGAUCCAAGCACUGUGAACAUGAGUCCCACGCUGGAUAUUAGAGGCCUUGAUCAAUUUGAGAUCGACCGAUCUAGGCAGUAUGCCUAUUUUGUCAAGAACGCAUCCCAUAUUCGCACCAUCGCGGACAUCUAUCAUAAGAUCAAGAAGCAGAAGGAUUGGGGGGCGAACCCCAAAUUCGUUGAGAAAAAUCCGCUCUUCACUGAUUGGCUUCAGAGUCUGCCUGCUGAUCUACAAGUGAAUUAUCCGCCCGACGGUUCGCCGCCUUGGAUUCCUUCUCAUUUUGUUGGGAAUAUGCAUUCUCACUGUCAUCUUGGGAUUAUUUUGCUGCAUCGACCACAGCUAUUAGCAUCGAAAUCCUUCACUGCCGGAGGAGGCUGGAAGAUGCACAUGGCAUUGUGCUAUUCAUCUGCCAAAUACUUAUGUAGACUACAGGAAUCUAUUCUCAACCGCUUUGGCCUAUCUGGCCUUCUUUUCAUGCAGAGGGGUAUCAACUUCACAAUUUACACUGUCUUGACCUGCACAAUGCUACAUCUCGUUGCUAUAACUUCACCAGAUCCGAACUUCCAUACGGACGCCAGGGAGUAUUUCACGCGACACAUGCGGAUACUUGAGCGAUGCUCAACUGCUUGGCCCAUGCCAGAAUUACAAGCUCAAAUCGAUUCACUGCGUUUCGCAUUUUCCGCUGACGUUAACCGACCCUUCGAAUUGAAACCAACUUUCCCAUAUGGCAGUCCCUCAGAACCAUAUCAUCCGAGCCCGCCGUUGGAUUCAAGUUAUGGUACCCAGUUGAACCAGGCGUCCAAUUUUCCUAGUAGAGUGGGUCAUGCAGCAUAUCAGGUUACCCCUCCAAUAACUACUAGUACUGAAGAGUCAAAGUCCGAUUCGUCACACCUUCAGCCGUUGGGUUUAAUUCCAUCCCAGUCAAUUCCGACCCAUACUAUAGAUGCGCCUCUGGUCGAUGAGAGUAGCUGGGACCCUACUCGCAUCAUCAACCAAUGGGAUAUGGCAUUCUCUAUCGGACCUCCCACUGUCAACGCUAAUUCACCACCCAUGGCCAUGAGCAAUCCUUCACAGGUAAUACAGUCAUCUAUCGCAGGUUCCUUUCCUGUCCAUUAUGCACAGCCGGCCACAAAGAUUACUCCAAUCGCCUCCUCCCAGUCGCUCCCACAAUCCCAUUUCACGGGGCAACAAGUGCUUUUUACUGCACGUGACUGGCAACAGAGCGUUGCUAGUGUGUACGAUCCUAAUGGCUUGAAACGACGAUGGAACUAUCCUGUCGACAUGGGCACCGAGGAAGUCUCUAAACGACAACAUUCAUGA
Aspergillus saccharolyticus JOP 1030-1 is the source of this 2589-nucleotide messenger RNA. RefSeq names its product Zn(II)2Cys6 transcription factor. Gene Ontology annotation, biological process: DNA-templated transcription. The record is from RefSeq and is a predicted model, not a curated record. Bases 1 to 2589 code for a protein of 862 amino acids. Gene Ontology annotation, molecular function: DNA-binding transcription factor activity, RNA polymerase II-specific; DNA binding; zinc ion binding. The transcript has 8 exons. NCBI's taxonomy places the organism in Eukaryota, Fungi, Ascomycota, Eurotiomycetes, Eurotiales, Aspergillaceae. Gene Ontology annotation, cellular component: nucleus.